This is a messenger RNA of Myotis brandtii (Brandt's bat), 2898 nucleotides long. RefSeq names its product tRNA methyltransferase 1-like (gene TRMT1L). Gene Ontology annotation, molecular function: RNA binding. The coding region runs from base 252 to 1985 and encodes 577 amino acids. Gene Ontology annotation, cellular component: nucleus. Lineage: Eukaryota; Metazoa; Chordata; Mammalia; Chiroptera; Vespertilionidae. Gene Ontology annotation, biological process: tRNA N2-guanine methylation. The record is from RefSeq and is a predicted model, not a curated record. The transcript is spliced from 15 exons.
GAGGACAUUGCGAUGAAGAGAGACACAUCUCAAUUCAGAGGCAGCUUGCUGAUCUAGAGAAGUUAGCUUUUGUAACUGAAGGGGAUUUUGACUCUGCUAGUUCAUUGAACUCAGAUCAUCUUGAUGCAGGAAAUAAACAGGCUUGUCCAUUAUGUCCUAAGGAAAAAUUUAGAGCUUGUAAUAGCCAUAAGCUUCGUCGGCACCUUCAAAAUUUACAUUGGAAAGUGUCAGUUGAAUUUGAAGGUUACAGAAUGUGCAUCUGCCACUUACCUUGUCGACCAGUGAAACCAAAUAUUAUUGGAGAACAGAUAUCCAGUAAAAUGGGCGCCCAUUAUCAUUGUAUCAUUUGUUCAGCAACAAUCACCAGAAGGACUGAUAUGCUAGGACAUGUUAGGCGCCAUGUGAAUAAAGGAGAGACUAAAUCCAGGUAUAUUGCUGCUUCUGCUGCUAAACCACCUACUGAAAUUUUGAAAGAGGUAGACACAGAUGUACAAGUUUGUCCUAAUUAUUCUGUACCUCAGAAAACAGAUUCCUAUUUUAAUCCCAAAAUGAAACUAAAUCGGCAGCUAAUAUUCUGUACUUUGGCUGCUCUGGCUGAGGAGCGAAAACCUUUGGAAUGUCUGGAUGCCUUUGGAGCCACUGGGAUAAUGGGAUUACAAUGGGCAAAACAUCUUGGAAAUGCAGUCAAGGUUACCAUUAAUGACUUGAAUGAAAACUCUGUGACCUUGAUUCAGGAAAACUGCCAUUUAAACAAAUUGAAAGUGGUGGUGGACAGUAAGGAAAAAGAAGAGGGUGAUGACAUUCUUGAAGAAGGAGAGGAAAAGCUUGGUAAUAUUAAGGUGACCAAAAUGGAUGCCAAUGUACUGAUGCAUUUGAGAUCUUUUGAUUUCAUACACCUAGACCCUUUUGGAACAUCCGUGAACUAUCUAGAUUCUGCAUUCAGAAAUAUAAGAAACCUUGGCAUAGUAUCAGUGACUUCUACAGAUAUCAGUUCUUUAUAUGCCAAGGCACAACAUGUUGCCCGGCGACACUACGGCUGUAACAUUGUCCGAACUGAAUAUUACAAGGAACUCGCAGCCAGAAUUGUUGUAGCGGCAGUGGCAAGAGCUGCAGCUCGAUGUAACAAAGGCAUAGAAGUACUAUUUGCAGUGGCUCUGGAACAUUUUGUCUUGGUCGUUGUGAGAGUUUUGAGGGGGCCUACUUCUGCAGAUGAAACAGCCAAGAAGAUACAGUAUCUGAUACAUUGUCAGUGGUGUGAAGAGAGAAUUUUUCAGAAGGAUGGUAAUAUGGUAGAAGAAAACCCGUAUAGGCAGCUGCCCUGUAACUGUCAUGGAAGCAUGCCUGGAAAGACAGCAAUAGAACUUGGACCUCUAUGGUCAAGCUCCCUCUUCAAUACUGGAUUUCUCAAAAGAAUGCUAAUUGAAUCUCUUCACCAUGGUUUAGAUGACAUUCAGCCCCUAAUAAAGACAUUAAUCUUUGAGUCAGAGUGUACUCCUCAAAGUCAGUUUUCAGUUCAUUCACCUUCAAAUCUCACCAAGCACGAAGAAUGUGGUAUAUCUAUUAAAACUACAGAUGAUACCACAACAGAUAAUUACAUUGCACAAGGAAAAAGAAAAUGUACUGAAACAAUCACAAAUUUAGCCAAGAAACAAAAGGCUGAUGCCAGUACCGAACAUCCUCCCUUUUAUUACAACAUCCACAGACACAGCAUUAAAGGGAUGAAUAUGCCAAAGUUAAAAAAGUUUCUGUGCUAUCUUUCUCAAGCAGGCUUUAGAGUAAGCCGAACUCAUUUUGACCCAAUGGGUGUUCGUACAGAUGCACCUCUGAUGCAGUUUAAAUCUAUCCUUUUAAAGUACAGCACCCCCACCUACACUGGAGGACAGUCAGAGGGCCAUGUCCAAUCUACAUCAGAAGAUACAGUAGCUGACAGGGUUGAAAUGUCAGUGAAUGAAAAAGCAGAAGCAAGCAAUUGCAGAAGAUGGUAAAAGUAGGGAAGUGUUUAUUCCCAUACAUCUUUAUAGAUUAUCUGCCUAAUACUUCUCCAUACCAACUGUAGUUCUUUUUUUAUUCUUUCAAUUCAGUGGUGUAAAAAUAAAGUGCUGUUUUCAUUUUAAAAGUAGCAGUUUCUAACUUAACUGGUUUGGGAGUUAGGCUUUCCAAGUUUUUCUUAAAGAAAACUUAGAAUUGUAAGGAAAACAUUUCAUAUGAAGCCAAGAUUGACUGAGAUCACCUACUAUUUAAUAACUCAGAAAAUUCUCACAUGCAAAGUGUUUGGAAUUUUAUGUAUGUCACGUAAGUCACAUCUCUGCUUAAAUUGAUGCUGAAUAGAAUAGGAAGAACAGUAUCCUUUCAGGUCACUAAUAUAUUUCACAAUUACAAAGUUAAAAUACAUUCCUGAUUUUAAGAAUUCACACCUCUCCCAUUUUAAUCUUUUCAUUUUUAGUUUUUGAGAAAUUAAAUACUUGCCUGAGAUAGAAAUCCAUUUUUUUCUAAGUUUCAGGUCUAGAUGACUACACUUGAGAGUAAUAGUUUGCCAAAGUAAAUUGAGACGACUGUUCCAAUUAUAAUUGUUCACAAGCACUGAAAUUCUCGAGAGAUUUUGUUAUAAACAAAUUGGGUGAUCUCAAGGGCCUCAGUUAAUUCAUAUAAAUAUUCAUUCGCUUGGUUGUGCUACCUCAGAUGUAAAACUUGCCCACUUACGAAGUGAGGAUUUUUUGUUUUGGGGGUGGAUUUUUUUUUUUUUUUAAUUUGUGGCGGGGGCUGGGGGGUUGGUUUGUUUGGUUUGUGUGUAUAUGCUCAUUUUUUUGUAUAGAGUAGACCAGGCUAACAUAAUUAUGAAAAUUAGUUGAAACAAAAAUCUUGUUUCCAUUAAUAAAUACUGUUCUUACUUCAUUUGAA